AUGGACGGUGGGCGAGAAUCAUUUGAGCGAGAGUCGCUGCUGCCAUCGCCAACGUCUACGAAGGGGGAGCAGACCAACAAGUAUCUCGCGCCACACUCUCCCUACACAAGGCCACGCUUUAACUUCAACCACCUCCUCACUGCGUUCGUUGCAGGGACGCUUGCUUGCUUCAUCACACAAUACGCGAUCUGUGGCUCCACCUGCUUCACCUAUAAAGCAGAUAGUCAUAAUCCGAAAUCCACCUCAACCAAUGUCGCUGCCUUGGCUAAUCCCAACGCCGGCUCGACGGAACGACACAACUUCCCUCCCCCAUCCCCAACCAACGCUUUUCCAUCGUUAUUUCCUACGGAUGUCGGAUAUCCUGGAGGAACUCCUACUGGCGCGGAGGCAGCGGUCAUUGUCACUGCACCCGCUUAUCCCCUCCACACCGCUGCCGCCGUUCUCGUCACUCCAGAGUCGAGCAACAAGAGUUUCAACCUCCUCAGAAAGUGGGGGAACUUAUCGCCAUGGUACAGUGUCGAGCGGGGAGCGUUUGGACUGGAUUCUGGCCCCGAAAUCCCAGAAACGUGUCGAGUAACUGGCUUGCAUCUCCUUCACCGACAUGGAGCGAGGUAUCCUACUGCCUAUGCCACGUAUGGUGGCCCUGCAAAGCUGGCCAGCAGACUGAAUCACGUUGCUGCUAACUGGACAGCGAGCGGGGACCUCAAAUUUCUCAAUGACUGGACAUACAAGCUUGGCGAAGAGGUUCUAACGCCGUUUGGACGUCAGCAACUUUUCGACCUUGGCAUAUCUACUCGGCUGAAGUAUGGAUUCCUUCUCAAGAACUUCACCGAGUCAAACACCAUUCCCGUCUUCCGGACCGAGUCCCAAGACCGAAUGCUUGCAUCUGCGUUGAAUUUUGCCAUUGGCUUCUUUGGGUAUCCAUUCGAGGGGCAAUAUCAACAAAGCAUUACCAUCGAGGCAAAUGGUGUCAACAACACCCUUGCACCAUAUAAAACUUGCCCAAAUGCCUACGUCGCCUCAAUAUCCGAUCGUGGUCGUCCUUAUGUCGCGAAAUGGGCUUCAAUAUACCUCGAGAAGGCCCGGAAACGACUACAACCUCAACUUGAUGGUUUCAAGCUGUCAAUUGAGGAUGUAUACAUUAUGCAGCAACUUUGCGCAUAUGAAACCGUCGCGCUGGGUUACUCCAAGUUCUGCGAAUUGUUCACUGAGGAUGAAUGGGAAGGUUUUGAUUACUCCUUGGAUCUUUACUUUUGGUACACUUCUUCCUUUGGCUAUGCCCUCGGUCGCUCUCUCGGCAUUGGCUAUGUACAAGAGCUUGUUGCGCGGCUUACUCAUACCCCCAUUCCGAUCCACAACUUCUCGACCAACGCCACUCUGAAUGAUAAUCCGAUAACUUUCCCGCUUGGUCAGAGCCUCUACGUGGAUGCAACACACGAGGUUGUUGUGCUACAAGUCUUGACGGCACUCAAUCUUUCGACGUUGGCAGCGCAGGGACCGCUUCCUGCUGACCACAUUCCCAAGAACCGCACUUUCAGGUCGUCUAAACUGGCACCAUUUGCGACCAAUGUUCACUUCCAACUUUUGGAGUGCACCUCCGUUCCCGGCCCACAAAUUCGCGUCGUUGUGAAUGAUGCACCGGUGCCACUGACUGGAAUUGAAGGUUGUCCGGCCCACAAAGACGGAAUGUGCUCGGUCGAAACGUUUGUCAAGGCUCAGAAGAAGAUUAUCGGGGAGGCGGAUUGGGCGUAUGACUGUCAUGGGAAUUGGACGAUACCUGAGGGGUGGGAGACAACUACGGGAGAGCCACCAAGGGCUAGAUGA
This is a messenger RNA of Mycena indigotica, 1824 nucleotides long. Its product is annotated as AB hydrolase-1 domain-containing protein. NCBI's taxonomy places the organism in Eukaryota, Fungi, Basidiomycota, Agaricomycetes, Agaricales, Mycenaceae. The record is from RefSeq and is a predicted model, not a curated record. The transcript has 12 exons. Gene Ontology annotation, molecular function: acid phosphatase activity. The coding region runs from base 1 to 1824 and encodes 607 amino acids.